AUGGUUUCCCCAGUUUUGGCGUUCGUGGCCCUUCUCGCAUUGUCCUCCAGUGCGUCAGUAGUCCAGGAAUAUGUAAGCCCCCUCUAAACUGCUUGGUGCCCAAAAUUUUUGACGGGUCAAUAGCGUUGCAGUCAGUUGGGGUUUCAGUGAACUUCCUUAGACUAAAAAUAUCGUUUCUAGUGUCUCUGACGAUUUACAAUGUUUACUUGAAGCUUUUGAAUUUCGAUCGAAUUCACGUAAGGUAGCUUUAGAGGAAUUCUUGCAUUCUGUGAUCUUCCGUUUUUUCCGUUCGAGAAGUGUGUUGUUCUUUAUAAGAUUACAAAUGCGCUAUUUACGUUCCACACCUCUAGAAACGAAAAUUGAACGAAGACGAACAGAUGUGUAAGUUCAAAUUAAUGCCCACUCUACUUUGAAUAAAAUGAUCUAAGACGCCCCGAACACUAAAACAAUUUUAGCCGUAAAUACAAAUCUAGGAUGAAGCCCACUUAAUGUUUUGUGUCGAAAGGGAACUUCUUUUGGUGGCCAUGUGUUUGUCAUGGGCACCAGGUAGUAGUUUCCUGGAAACGGAUAUUGUGGAAAAUUUUUUCGACAUUACUAAGGAGUAUACUUGUGCUCCUGGAGUUCUGCAAAAGGCACAGCUUCUUUUUAUUUAGCUUGGAAUCUUCAAAAUUUUUUUAUUGCAACAGAAAGGGAUGCUGAUUUUUAGACUGUGACCGAUGUGUCAACCAUGUGCAAACGGUCGCUGGUUUAAUGGACUCACCCAUGUUUGAACCCUCGAUCAGAAGGGGACUCGGCAUACUUUGUAAAGGGUCUAAAAACAUUAACGUGAGUAAGCCCCCGUUCUAUGUAUGUGUUUGCUCAUAUAAAUUCCCCCUACGCCACAUUAUUAACGAUUAUCUUUACUUACUUCGUUCCAGUGCACGGAGAUGCUGUUGAAUCAUCUGCAAAUGUUUACCAACAACGCCCGUAUUCAAGCUCAUGCAGUAGAAGUUUGUCAAGUAAGUAAACUAGGUACUGGUUGCUUUCCCAGGCAGUAUACCCUUACAGUUAUUUACUCUAGGGUUAAACGUACUGUGCAUUUUUUUAUUGAUGGAUUUAUGGUGCGAUUUUGGACUUUGUGAUUACGAAUGCAUACGCAUUAUAUGAUUUGGUGUAAAGCGCUCUGCUGUAGAUUUUAUUUAUCUACUUAAGCUCCUAACAUAUGCGCCUUUGAUCACUUGCCGGUAAUCCCGACAGACGUUUGUACAAGCUGAGAUUUUCCAUGGACCCCUUAAAUUAUGGCAUUUUGAUAGUUCGUUGUUAAUAGUUUCAAGGCUCUUUAGUUUCAUCGAAUAAGAUGUGUCUCCAUACGCUUCCCUCUUUGUCUAGUUUACUAGAAUCUGAUGCUGUAAACAUUUAGCUGUAAAACGUCGUUAUUUUUGUCCUAGAUAAUUGGAAGUUGUCCCAAAAUGCCAGUCCUGCGGAACGAUGGAGAAGGAUUUGGUAAGUGAUUUUAUUAUCUGUGUACUGAAGACGCUUAAGUGAAGGCAGUUUCUGCCGUGUAUGUUGGCUAUUAGCUGUGCAAUUGAGUGUUUGCAAUUCUUCGUGAAACGACUACAGAAGCCCGAAUUAUUUCGCGACUGCUAUUAAUCGAAACUUCUGCUAAGAAAUGCCAUAAACGUCCCAACUACGAAAGCAUUUGUCCGUUUGCUGAUGCCUAUCUGAAGAUAACUGACAUUUAAUUGGACGGUUUAGAAGUUCGGCGAAACAGGCGCUCGAAUUUUAACAAUAAUGAGAACCCGCCAUAUUUCUCGACAAAAGGAACGGAAUUUCCUGGAGUGUGUGGCCCAGUUUUAGGGACGUUGUCAAUUAGACUAAUAUGGUUACAGAAUUAUCGGAAAAUUAAGUAUGUGUAUGGUAACCAAGUGGACAAAGUUCACACUCUUUGACAUUUCGAAAAGUUAGACUUAUUUUUUUUACUCUACCUCUAGUUGGAAAUUUAGAAUUAAGUGCUACGCCGACAUAGGUUGGUCUUUAAACAUUUUGGCUAUCGUUUGGAGUAAGUUCUAACUGCAACCAUAUCCAUGAGUCCCAUUAUACCACUUGGACACCGGUGUGGCUUACAGCGCACUUCACAACUACAAGGAAGGGUUGUGGAAUGUGCUGAUGGCAGAGGGUACGAGCGACGAAUGACGAGCCAGAACAGGAAGAUAUGUCAACGGUAGGCAGGGAGGGGACACCGGCCAUCUUCGCUGACACGCCAUCACGCCAUUCCCGUCCGGGAUUUGCGCUAACAGCGACCUCAGUCCAUUCAAACAACUCUGUCCAUUUCGCUGGACGUUACAACUUUAGCGUUCAAACUCGACGCCACAGAAUAAAUGCUACUGUGACUUUUGAGAAAUACGAAGGGUAAAACGUUAUCUGUGGGCCAUUUAAAGUUUAGAAAGUGCAUUCGUGGGGUCCAUUGAGCACGGUGUAGUUAAGCCUUCAGAGGUGACUAGUAAGUUUACGGUUUGGCUCAUAUAUUCGUUCACGAAAAUGCAAGACCGAGAAAUGUAUCUUCGAUUGUAAGGACUCUCGUGGAUACACAUUUCGCAACAUCCACAUUUAGUAUUGCAUUUAUUUCUUCGGAGAGAGAAGAUUUCCCCAUCACUUAUUUGUACGUCGAAGUGAUGCGCACUGGUUUUUACACUGGUGGGAAGCGUAACCUGCACAUAAUUCAGUCUUAGGUGGCUUUACGGCAUAGAAGAGGAACAGUAAAGUGACAUCCGUUUCAUCGGAAAUUUGUAUACUUUAAGCGCUCCUAUAGGCUCGGUUAAAAAUUCAAGAAACCGCAUAAUGUAGGAAUUUGACUACUUCACCGACAAUUCAGUAUUUAUAAAAGCAGGUUUGGAGUCUGAGCGCGAAAGCAUUAUUAAACACCAUACAACGUGAGGAAAAUUUCUUUCUGGUUGGAGGUAGGAAGGUGUGAAGACAACAAGUAGAUACUGAAAGCGAAAUAACGACAUAUUAGCCAGGUGUCAGUACUCCACAGCACCAAAUGCAAGAUUGAAGAGGAGUAUUUCUAAAGUAUAUUUAGCAACACCCAGGCAUUCGUUUUCCGACCCGUUUGCAUGUGACCUAAAAUGGGCUGUUACACCUUCACAGUAACUACUCAAGAUAUAGAGAUUUUGCCCUGAUAUUUGGCAAUAAUCAAAGGAUGAAAAGGUCUGCACUGCAGACACGAUGAAUCAAGAACAGGCGCCAGUUACUGCUUAGGCCAUAUGACGGCACUGUACUGCAGCUCAGAAAACGUGUCCCCAAAAUACAUAAACUCAUUUCGCACCUGAUUGUUGCAGAAUGCAUAUGUGCACUAUAAUUAACAGUCCUUUCAACCAGAGACAGGCCAUUAUUUCAUUACUUACCUUCGGGACAUUAUCAUUCCAUUCACUUAAAUAUAGUGAAUUUGGACUAACUUACUUCCUCGUUUACAUAGUAUGCCACCUGUGUGAGAAGACGAUCGAACUGCUGGUAACUGAGAUGAUCAACAGAGUCUCCGAAGGAAAUGUGAAAAUCGUCGCUUCCCGACUAUGUUUUAUCCUCCCCGAGGGGGCAAACCACCUGAGGAAGGACGUAAGUUGUUUAAAACACUCCAGAUUUAGCAGGUUUGACCGGUAAGCUGUUUUCUGUCUUCCGUUCUCUCGAGAUCUUAGCUGUUCAAUGUUCUAAACCAUAUAACAAAAACAGAUGUGAUCUGAGUUCAUAGAUAUUAGGUCCACGUCCGAUGAGGUUUCAAACUGGAGUAGGGGUAAUACUACCACAUCCUGCUAUCGAUAAAAGACGAAUAUGUGGGCUUAGAAGUUGAAUCUUUGUGAAAUCUUCCAUUCACUUGCAGAAGUCACGAGUCCAGAGCUGACUGGUAAGAUGUUUCCUAAUCCAUGGCGUACUAAUCGAGAUCAUCAAGCUGGCUUUUUAAAUGGUAAAGCGUACGUACAAUAUAUAAUGUGCGCAAAAUAUAUGUACAUGCGAUUUCGAUAGUGAUUAAAAUAGGACAGAGUCCGGUACUUAUUUCGAUAUGAUAGCAUACUGAGACUUUUGAUUUGGCGUAUUUCAAGCUGUUUAUUUAAACAAACCCUUUCAACAGUGUGUCUCUAUCUACAGCUGGUUUAUGCUUUCAUUAACUCAAUUGAAUUGGCAGAAUUAAGUCCACAUUCAGAACAUGUCCUAUACAAAUUUCGCAUGAAAUCUUAUCCACCCACAGUGAACUGUUAAAUAAAAUUAUGAACGACCACCUUAGUUAGAAAAGGUGACUUAGUUGAAAUUGUAAUAGUUAGUAUUCUGAUGUAUGAUCCCAAAAUUUUCCGGUCACGCCAAGAUAUGCAGGGUACAAAUUGCAUACUUUUCCCCUAAGUAAAAUGAAACAUUUUUCUACAUAAUUAAGAAAAUACCAAAAAGUGUUCAUAAGAUUUUGCAAUGGAUAUAACUCAUGUUGCAUCUAUCAUAUUCAACAUUAAUUAAUUGACAGUUGUUAUGCUAAUUGGAUAGGCAUUUAGCGAUUCAAAAAGUCCCAAAAUUACAAAAUUUAAAGGCCGAAUGCCACCAUAGUUUACUGCAAAAUGAAUACGAGGGGAUUUUUUGCACCUGCUUUCUACAAGGCAUUUUUAAACUUCUAAGCGGACGUACAAUUAACUAAUGUAAAAUCAACUACGUACGCGACCGCUUUUGAGCAAACGCAAGCGGCGUUUUCAUGACACGCGCAGACUUGUGUUUUAUGCGAGGUCAGACCUUGUGCCCAUGCCCAAUUUCAGUCAUACUGACCUAGACCUUCCAUCAGAACAUGAUGAAUACAGAGUGAGUUUGAGGUUGCCCAGGCAUUCCUCUCAAGACCCCCUCCCUAGUUAAAAUUGCCAUCCUCAAGGCUGCGGUAGCCCUCAUCACGCACGACGCUCGAAAUAUCAAAUAAAAUGUAGGAAACAUUUGUGACGGAAAUCGCAUUAUACAUCUUUGUUGUUAAUUGAUUAUUUAUGUCUGCCUUCGUAGCAUGAUUAUUCGAUUUACAUUAUUGAUGUUAUGGCGACGGAGCAGAAUCAUCAUCUGGAGAACCACUUCUGCCCACUUGGGAAACUCCUUAGUGGUUUUCCGCUCUGUCAUAAGCAGGAAAACGGCUCACCAGAGCCUGCUUAAUUUGUCCAUUCCAGCAGUAACUUUUGGUCUCACAGUUUUAUUACCGAUAUUUAUGUGGGGAGGUGGAAUCUAAUAUGGUUUGUCAUGCUCCAUUUUGUUAUAUCUCUAUCAAAGUUGGCUCACUUGCGUUACGAACACUAACCUUGAUCAUCUUUUCCCUCAAGUGUGCGGAUCUGCUUUACGAGAACUAUGAAAGCAUAUUUGAAUUCCUGCAGUCACAGGACACUCCAAAAACACUUUGCACGGUAGGUUUGUAUUUGCCUCUACCCUCCAAUUCAUGAGCUUGUUGAUUUAAGUAAAACGCCCCCACUUUACACAACGAAGGAGGUUUUGAGCAGUCACAUUGAAAAUGCUUCCCGAAGAUUCUCCAUUUCUGCCUAAGCAAAACUACGUGGAAUAGUGGUUGGUAACAAUCGGGAGAUGGCACCCAAAAAAAUCCGUUUCCUAUAAAUAAUACCUUUAACAGUGGACUCAAACGCCUUCAGGCUAUAUCAGCGGUUGCAGGCCUACUCUCACGCACUACUUGGACUUUCCGCAAAGGCCUAACAUGGGCUGGCUGAACGAACAUCGCAGGAGGUUACAUGGAGGAUGGUUGCUGUUACCCAGCCUUCCCCAUCGUUACACACGCACACCUGAAUAUACGGCAUACAUUCGCAUUAUGGCAGUUUAUUACAAAACAAAAUCAAUUUUAAAUAGGAUACGUCUGCACAACAUGGGACAGGAACAGUUCCCAGGCAUCUGGCAAAGAUAUGGCAUUGAGGUCAAACCAAAGACGAUACUGUACUUCGUCUAUGUGAGCCCACACAGCUUGACAACAUACAGGGUUUCCCUCGUGGAGUUUCCUUUUCAGUCUACUCCAGUAUGCCUCAAUGGCAUUGGUGUGCCGUCCGGUUGUAGGGUCCUUGAAGUUCUUUGAGUGGUUAACAGAGAAAUGUAGAUAACCUUCUGAGGGAAGACAAUUAUACACCUUCCACUCUUCCGUUACCAUUAUACUGCCUUUGGUGACCCAUUUUGUAAUAACGGAACGGAGAGCGGGCCAACUUCGAUCAUUCACCUGUUCAAAUAAGGCUUUCCGUCGGCUAGUAUCGUACAUCCCGACCAGUUAGCACCCAUGAAACCUUUAUUACUACCUGUCCCGUAAGACAGGCUGCUUUGGUUAGGCGGAUUUUUUUGGGUGCCAUUUCCCGAUUGUUACCUAGUGGUUUUUAAAUUCUACUUCCUUCGCCCGACCCUUUACUCGCAGUCUUGGCGACUAACGUCACCUUUGUUGACACAUGCAACAUGUGCAUCCUGCUUCCGCUUUGUCAAAAUGGGCACUUGCUGACUUUGAGUCUCAGUUCAGCCCUUUGUAAGCUAGUCUUUACCAUCUGGAGCUGUAGAAGGAUCGCCUUCCAUCUCUGGAAACAAGUGGUCUAGCGUUUAACGCCGUCUGACUGGCAAUGCGAUGAUUCGCUCGCCAACAGUAUUCGGUCAAAGGUUACUUAUUGAAUAAUUAGUAGGAGUGUUAUUCUGAUUCUGAUGACUGGUGCUUUAGCAUCUAGCAGGCCUAAACUAUAAUAGUCGCUGAGUGACACUGAAUGGGCACUUCCCAGUUGCGUUUUAUCUUGCGUGGUGACGGUUCACUUCAAAGGAUAAGUGAUGUUAGCGCAGAACUAAAGAAUCCGAAGCACCUAGACACAUGCGGUGAGCUCUGAUGACUAGGAAUACUGCGGACCAACGCGCCUAAGAACCCAAACUCUACAUUGACUUCAGUUAUAUAUGGCAUUGAGUAACGGGCUGCAGACGUUUGUCCAUCUGAUUACCCGAAAAACGGUAUUCUGACCGGACUGUCAUCAUCCUCAAAUUUGUUAAGCGGUCUUCCACUUAGAAAAUAAGACAGCACUGUGAUAUGCUCGACUUAUGCUUUCACAAAGUUCAUUUUUUCCUUUCGCCGUUAUUAUAUCUGCUUGCUGUAUCAUGUCAAACGUUUCCUUUAUAUUUAUUUACGGUAAUUCCACUUUCCAAACUGAAGGAAAUGUCUAAAAAACAGCGAACGACUAACUUUAAUUUUCAACUUAUUAAAGUAGGGAAUAAACAUGUGAUGAAGUGUCCUUCCGGGUACUCAAACUAAAACCGUCUGUCUAGGGUCUUCAAAGGCAUUGCCUUCUACUCUUAAAUAUACUGAACUAAAUAUACCGAAUCACUUCUACUGGAGCUCACUACUUCCACUCUUUCUCCCUACUAUAAGUUUAAUAUUCGAAAAUUUGCCAAUGACUUCCCCGUGCACAUAAUGUACCUUAAAAAACCAUUAGUUUAAUCCCAGAUUUUGUUAUAAAAACUGGUUACAGAAAGCGAAAAUAAUCAAAGUUGAUGGAGAAAUAGCAAUAGACCAUUUGCCUUUACCGUUUAAUAACUUGACGCGAGCUUCUUAUGAGCAUAAGCUAUAAAUGAUUUGCCAUGUAGCACUGGCACCCACAGACUUCGGGAUAUUGUGAACCAAAUGCCUGAGAGACUGAGCGCCAACGUUUGUCAUCCUGAUUUCAGGGAAAACGGAAUUCUUGUCAGAAUGUCCUCAAAUUCGCAAAGCAGUUUACUUUCCUAACUAAUAAAAUUUAAGAGGUUCAGCCCUAAAGGUUACUUAAUAAGAAAAAGUUACUCUGAAACGUGUAGAAACCUUUUACAGUAAGACAUUCCUGUAGGGCUAGAAGCGGUCGGUCUCCUACAACGGAUGUCUCUCCAAAUCCUUGAAGGAUGCUUCGUGCCAAGACUCGCACAAAGCUAUGCACUCAUCAAUCAUACUGAAAAUGUGCAAAAGGUUUAAUGUAUUUAAUGGACUAGAAAUUCUAAGUUUGUCUUGAGUACAUGGUAGCAUAGCUUAUUUCGAGUUGUCUCCAGUGAGAUACCUCAAGCGCAGCAUAUGGCGCCGAAAAGGCAUACUUCAGUGUUUCCAGUUUAUAAAACGGGCGACUUGGUAUAAAACUUAACAAAAACAACCUGCUGGGGCGUUUUUACAAGUUUUUUUGCUUAAACAAAUUAGACGGCAUUGUGAUUUAAUCGACUUAUGCUCUCACAAGGGUUAUUAUAUUUGCCUGCUGUAGCAUGCCUAACACUUCCUUUAUACAUAUCUGCCUUUGUGACUGUGAAAAGCAAUGAAUAAUUAGCGUCGAUUUUCAAAUUUUUAAAGUAGAAAAUACACCUGUGUUGAAAGGGCCCUCUCGAGUACUCAAACAACAAUUAUCUAUCCAGUUCUACCGGAACUCCUCAUUUUACUAUUUCUCCCCACUGUAAGUCUAAAAAACGUAUUUCCUCGAUGGUAGAAAGGACGCAGUGCUUAUGACUUUGAUUAGUCCGGAGUUGGAGUACUGCAAACUUUGAGUCAUCCUUUCAGUUUCUCUGACCUUCCCAGUACUACCUAAUCGAUCCGAAUAUUUGCGAAGUCUUCGUGCUGCGGACUGAAUCCCUUCCCGCCUUACUGCUUUUUGCCACGUCUGAGAGUACAGUUUACAUGCAGGAGCCUGCGACGGUUUGGCGAAAGCAAGUGCAGAGAGCAUAUGAACUUUGAUCACAAGUGUAAACCGUGUUAGAUGCUGGCGUUAUCUUUAAGUGUCAGGAAAACGCAAUGUGUAGACUCAUUUAAACUCAUUCUUCAUGGUGGAAAACUGACGUAUUGUAUUUUGUUCCCAAGCUUAUCUGAACCCAAUCUCCCCCACAGCACCCUUUUCUUCCAAAUUCCCCUUCUACAACAAUUUGUCAUCUAUCUUCAUUGACAGGUCUUUAGAGCCUGUGGGAGGACUGGACUGGGUUAUGUUACACCAAAUCCGUGAGUGAUCCGUACUGGUUUCGGUUUGAACAAACCUUGCUAAUCUCCGCUAGCACCGAUUAGCCGUUUCCGCAUGUUUAUAGUUUAUUGGAGUCCAAAGUGAUUAUCAGUAGCAGAACCCUUUUAGUAUGCAUAUUCGAAACAAGUAGACACUGCUGCAUAAAAAAGCCUCAAAUUCAUAUCUGAGUGUAACUGCUCAUAUUUUGUGAGAAGGCUAAUUCGAAAUUACAUUAAAAUUAACCUAUUUUGUCUUGUUCUCCGUUGUCCUUAAUUCACGAUUCGUUGACCAGUCACUGUAUAUGAGAAGGAAGGCGAUACAAGACGUUGUAUGAAGCCAGUGGGGAAUGUUAUAAGUUACGAAGAAAUUUACCAAAAUUUGCCUGCUUCUCCGAUUUUUAGAUUGUUUUGCAUAGAUACUUCUACUGCAGUUUUUUUAAAUCGGUGAGCUUUACAGUCAGUCCUAAUUUAUUCUUUGUGUCAUUAUAGGUAUGAAGGAUACGAGCGUCACUACAACAGUUCCUGGAAUUGA
Molecule: messenger RNA, 9470 nt
Organism: Spirometra erinaceieuropaei
Lineage: Eukaryota; Metazoa; Platyhelminthes; Cestoda; Diphyllobothriidea; Diphyllobothriidae
Source: the annotation of a GenBank genome assembly